AUGGCGCUGCAGGCCAGGCCGACGCGGCGCACACGAACCCGGAACCAGGAAGCGGCGGCCGGGCUUGUGAAGGCGAUCCCUGGGCGCUGGAAUCCCGGGGGUUCCCUGGGGGUGGUGUUCCUCGUUCCCACUCCCCCGGCGGUCCCCGCGCCCGCCCUCCAGGGGCGGCCCCGGGGCCUGCGGGGAACAUGGGGGGUGCUCAGGGCGGGACUGUGCCCCGGCCUCACCGAGGAGAUGGUCCAGCUGCUCAGGAGCCGCGGGGUCAAGACAGUGAUGGACCUGGCCGCUGCAGACCUGGAGGAGGUGGCCCAGAAGUGUAGCCUGUCUUACAAGGCCCUGGUCGCCCUGAGGCGGGUGCUGCUGGCCCAGUUCUCAGCUUUCCUGAAUGGCGCUGACCUCUAUGAGGAACUGAAGACCUCCACUGCCAUCCUGUCCACUGGCAUUGAAAGCCUGGACAAACUGCUUGAUGCUGGUCUCUAUACUGGAGAAGUGACUGAAGUUGUAGGAGGCCCGGGUAGUGGCAAAACCCAGCUAUGUCUUUGUGUGGCUUCAAAUGUGGCCCACAGCCUGAAGCAGAGUGUCCUGUACAUUGAUUCUAAUGGAGGACUGACAGCCUCUCGCCUCCUUCAGCUUCUGCAGGCUAGAACCCAGGACGAGGACGAACAGGCAGCAGCUCUCCAGAGGAUCCAGGUGGCGCACGCAUUUGACAUUUUCCAGGUGUUGGAUGUCCUACAGGACCUGCGGGGUACAGUGGCCCAGCAGAUAACAGGUUCUUCAGGGGCUGUGAAGGUGGUGGUUGUGGACUCGGUUACAGCAAUGGUGGCCCCUCUUCUGGGAGGUCAGCAGAGGGAAGGCUUGGGCCUAAUGGUGCAGCUGGCCCGAGAGCUGAAGACCCUGGCUCGGGAUCUCAGCAUGGCUGUGGUGGUGACCAACCACUUGACCAGAGACAGAGACACUGGGAGGCUCAAACCUGCCCUUGGACGCUCCUGGAGCUUUGUGCCCAGCACCCGAAUUCUCCUGGACAUCCCCGAGGGAGCCAGAGCAUCACGCAGUUGCCUACGCACAGCAUGUCUGACCAAGUCUCCCCGUCAGCCAACAGGAUUCCAGGAGGUGGUAGACAUUGGCACAUCGGGGUCCCCAGACCAGAGCCUGGUGGCUCUGGGAGAGCAGAUGUGACUGGCAUUGUGGAUUGGAAAAGGGAGGCACUGAGGCUCUCCCUCUUCCCCCAUCUUUUCCUUCCUGGCAAACUGCUGCCCACUGCUUCCUAGCACCCGGGACCUCAGAAGCUCUCAGGCUGGUGGAAAAGACAUCUCACUCUGGAAGCCCAUGGAACCAUGGAAAGAUGCUGCAAUUGGAAGUGCCCAGCUGUGCUAUUUUGUAUUCUCUCUCUGUGUUGCCAGUGGAACUGAUUGACCCUGGUCCAGGCAUCUCUGAAGGACACUAAUGAUGAAUGAACAGCUCUAAGUGUCACCCUUUGAUCCUGUGUGAUUGAGCCAGGAAGCUAAACAGAGGAAUUUGCUGUUGUUUCUCUCCUUGUGUUUCUGUGUUGGCCUCUGUUUUUCCAUCUGUAAGGUGGAGCUGUCUCUGAGUUAGCUCUGAGACCGAGUUAGCUUAGCUUAGCUCUGUCUCUGAGUAACUAGGUAAGAAUAAUCUCAUUAAAUGUAUACUUCUUCA
Molecule: messenger RNA, 1674 nt
Organism: Perognathus longimembris pacificus (Pacific pocket mouse)
Lineage: Eukaryota; Metazoa; Chordata; Mammalia; Rodentia; Heteromyidae
Gene: Rad51d
Product: RAD51 paralog D
Biological process (GO): DNA strand invasion; telomere maintenance; reciprocal meiotic recombination
Cellular component (GO): centrosome; replication fork; Rad51B-Rad51C-Rad51D-XRCC2 complex
Molecular function (GO): single-stranded DNA binding; four-way junction DNA binding; ATP hydrolysis activity
Source: RefSeq, a predicted model, not a curated record